Chionomys nivalis (European snow vole) is the source of this 975-nucleotide messenger RNA. Its product is annotated as mas-related G-protein coupled receptor member B2-like. Gene Ontology annotation, biological process: G protein-coupled receptor signaling pathway. The coding region runs from base 1 to 975 and encodes 324 amino acids. The transcript is spliced from 2 exons. Gene Ontology annotation, cellular component: membrane. The record is from RefSeq and is a predicted model, not a curated record. Gene Ontology annotation, molecular function: G protein-coupled receptor activity. Lineage: Eukaryota; Metazoa; Chordata; Mammalia; Rodentia; Cricetidae.
AUGGAGGAAAGGAACAUUAGUGGAGAUUUCCUAAGCAAGGAUUCCAACACCUCAACCUGGGAGACUACUAUCACAGCACCAAAUGGAAGCAUCUACACUGAUUCUUCAUAUUGCGACAUCAUGUUCCAAGCCACAAUUUAUCUUUCCUUUGUCUUUAUACUGGUUGGAUUGGCAGGAAAUGCCAUAGUGAUAUGGCUUCUGGGCUUCCGCCUGCGCAGGAAUGCCUUCUCUGUCUACAUCCUCAACCUGGCUGUGGCUGACUUUCUCUUCCUGAGCUUUCAGUUUGUAUAUUGCCUUUUUCUUGUAAUUUACAUCUUCUACUCCAUUUUCAUCUAUAUCCCUUGGUUGUCUUUUGUUCUGUCAAGAUUUACUUAUCUUUCUGGCCUGAGCAUUCUCAGUGCCAUUAGUGUUGAGCGCUGCCUGUCUGUUUUGUGGCCCAUCUGGUAUCGCUGCCGACGCCCAAGGCACACAUCAGCUGUCACAUGUGCCUUGCUUUGGGCUCUGUCCCUGCUCUUGAGUCUCCUGCAUGGAGAGGUAUGUGGCUUUCUGUUUAAUAGUAUUGAUGUUUUUCGGUGUCAGACAUUAAAUUACUUCACAGCUUCCUGGUUAAUAGCGUUAUUUGUAGUUCUCUAUGUGUCCAGCCUCACCUUGCUGGUGAGGAUUAUCUGUGGCUCACUGCGGAUCCCUGUGACCAGGCUGUGUGUGAUCAUUGUACUCACAGUGUUGUUCUUCCUGAUCUUUGGUCUCCCCUUGGGCAUCUACUUUCUCCUCUACCAAUUGUUUGGGAGUUUGCUGUUUCUUAACAUUUGUGAUAUUUAUGUGAUAGUACUCCUAUCCUGUGUUAACAGCUGUGCCAACCCCAUCAUUUACUUCCUUGUUGGCUCCAUCAGGCACCGCAGGUUCCAGCAGAAGUCUCUGAAGCUGUUUCUGCAGAGAGCCCUGCAGGAAACUCCUGAGAAGGAGGAAGGUGGAUAG